Messenger RNA from Penaeus monodon (black tiger shrimp), 3784 nucleotides. Its product is annotated as FAD-dependent oxidoreductase domain-containing protein 2-like. The record is from RefSeq and is a predicted model, not a curated record. Lineage: Eukaryota; Metazoa; Arthropoda; Malacostraca; Decapoda; Penaeidae. Gene Ontology annotation, molecular function: monooxygenase activity; flavin adenine dinucleotide binding.
GCAGCUUCUUUAGCGUGUACCCGCGGCAUCGCAAGCUCAUCAGUAUCAAUAAGAGGUUCACGGGAAGGACCAACGCGGAGUUCAACCUCCGCCACGACUGGAAUUCGCUCCUCUCCGAUGACGAUGACCUCCUCUUCAGGCACUUCUCUCAGGACUUCUUCCCUGAGGCGGACACGAUGGUGCAGUACCUGAACGCGUUCGCGAGCCGCUCAGAGCUUCACAUCCGCUACAACACCGCGAUCUGGGACGUGCGUCGGCAGGCGGGCACGCGCGGGAGCCCCGGCUGGGUGUUUUCCAUGCGCGACCAGCACAACCAGGAGUUCGUCUGCAGGUACGUGGUGGCAGCGACUGGCCUGGGCGUCCCCAACUCGCCGUCCUUCCCCGGCUCGGAGCUCGUCGAAGGAUACGAGGACGUAUCGACGGACCCUCGCGUCUUCGAGGGCAAAAAUGUCCUCAUCCUCGGCAGAGGCAAUGCCGCCUUUGAGACGGCCGACGCCAUCUACGGCAGCACCAACAUGGUCCACAUGGUGUCCCGCUCCCGGGCGAGGCUCUCGUGGAACACGCACUACGUGGGAGACCUCAGGGCCAUCAACAACGGGCUCCUGGACACGUACCAACUAAAGUCCUUGGACGGCCUGCUGGAGGCGGGCGUGGAGGACAUGGCGCUCGAGCGACGCGCCGGCCGCAUCUACGUACAGUUCCCGUGGGAGGCCGACUCGCUCAGGCAGAUCCAGGCCAAGAAAGAGCGCGGUGAGGAGAUCCCGACCGAGAACGACUUCGACAACUUCUCGUUACGCGAAGGUUACGACUACGUCAUCCGCUGCCUCGGUUUCAAGUUCGACUUCUCCAUUUUCAACAACUCGUCCAUGCCGAGUAAGUCCAUCAAGAAGACCAAGUACCCGGCCAUCAAGUUCUCGUAUGAAGCCGACCGCAUCCCGGGCCUCUACUUCGCCGGGACGGUCGCGCACUCGCUCGAUUACCGCAAGUCGGCCGGGGGAUUCAUCCACGGAUUCCGAUACACUGGUACGCGCUCUGUCCCGAUUAAGAGGCAGUUACACUUGCUGUGUCUCGGGACGAUUAAAGUGCGCGUGUUGCAUCGGCUGCUGGAGUGGCGCCACGAAGGUCAGAGGUGGCCCGUGACCUCUUACUCGACCCGUGACCUCCUCAACGUCCUUGUCAAGCGAAUCAACGAAGCGUCGGCACCAUACCAGAUGUUCGGCGAACUAGCUGACGUCAUCCUCCUGAGAGACGGCGGCCGGAGGUUCGAGUUCCUGGAGGACUUCCCUGUGCAUCUGCUGGCGCGCCUGGAAGCAGUGACAGGGCGCGAGGCCGGGCCGCUGGUCGUGGUCCUCAUGGAGUACGGCCCGGACUUCUCGGGGCCGGACAAGGACACCUUCCGCGUUGACCGGGCCACAGGGGAUCCCCUGGAGGCGCACCGCUCCAACUUUCUCCACCCAGUUUUCUACUACUACAGUAGUCUCCCAACAGAAUCGGAAAUGCUGCACAAAAUGGGUAAGUCUGCAUUGCCGAAGCCGGAGCGUGUACACCACGUGCUCGAGGACUUCCUGACAGUGUGGACGGCGCAGCAGAGCCACAUCCUGCCUCUGCGUCGUUUCCUUGAGUACGUCACCGGCAGAGACCUUCGUCAUUACAAUGCACACGCGUGUCUUUCCCACUCCUUCACCAACGGCCGCCCACCGCCUCUGUGUCCCCACGGGGGCAGCGUGGGGGGUUGGGCCAUCCAUCCCGUCACGCCCAAGCCUACAGGCCAGGCCCAGGGCGUCACCAGGCCAGCGCGCCCCGCCAACUACACGCUGUGGAGCCGGCCUUCAGUACGCGCCACGCCGCCGUCGCCGCUCGCCGCCGCUGCCACGUCGUGAGCGCCGGGCCUCCAGUCGAGUCCGGCCCUUCCGGUACCUCACGUGGCAUGUAUAUACAAAUAAACUCAGUGAGUUCAACAUUCUCGAACUGGCAAAGGCGACUUUCAAUGGAUUCCAAAGUAUCUCUGAUUUUUCUCAGAGCAGAUUCACACAAACGCAUCAGUCUAUGCGAACGCAUACAUUCACAAAUGCAUGUGUCUUUGCAUACAAUGCACGACAAAAGCCAUCGAUUGUAAAAAUAAGCAGAAAAAUGUUUCGGUUACCUGAAACCUUCAGAAAAAUGGCCAGAGACUGUUACGAAAGCUUCCGAAUCAUGCAUCGUUUCUCACAGAAAUUAGGGAAGUUGAUGCCUUACUUAUCUCUAGUUCUCUUUCCUGACGACUGACACUAAUGCACGGAUGUUAUAAUCUGUUAUGAGAGUCUCCCAAACGAUACAUUUUGUUUUGUCUUCCAGACAUCAUUUGUAAUACGUCGUGUAAUAUUUACAGAAUACGUUAUACAAUAAUAGCCUUUCAUUUUACAGCUGAGAAAAAGACACUGUCUGAUAGUAAAUAAUGUUUCAGAAAUCAAUAGGAAAGAAUUUUAAUGUAAUGUAUAAAAGGCAUUUCCUGGGCUUUUGAAAGAGACAUACAUAGUCCAUGUGUACAUGUGUACAGAUAUGCUAAAUUCAGGCCAAAUUUUACAACAGACACAAAGGCUACACAGUACAUUGUAUCUUAAAAUCAAACAUAUGCAUGCGUUUCCAGCUGUAGGAUAGUAUUCAAAACAGAACUCUGUUCUUUUUUGUUCUGUAGGCCGGUAAAGUGUCUAUCUGUAUUUCGCUUCUGUGUUCAAGCGUUAUAAUAUGCCUUCCUCUUCGGAUAUAUGCUGAUGGUAACUGUUUCCCUGUUUUCCAGGAAAUAUAUGAACACGCACGCAAGCACAAACAGACAGAUACACACAAUCUCAAACAUACAUCUGUAGGCUCACGCAUGCACACACGCUUGCACACAUAAACACACCAUUAAAUUUGCCUUGAUUUAUCUCCUUUCACACUUAGGAUUUUAAGUGGGAUAUCAAAAGAAAAAACUAUUGUUACCCCUUACAUAAACUAAUAUGACAAAUCGACAAAGUAUUGUGCAAUAACGAGGCAAGCCAGCUGACACCGUAAUCCUACGAAUAUACUUUUUGCGAUACAAUAACAUUAUGUAUUUGCAGAGAAUUUCACUAAAUUGAAUUCCCUCCCCUGCCGCUAAACUCCCUCCAAACGUCGUGGCGCGAUCUCACCAUCACUUACUCCGUCGUCAUGAAGAGUGACAAUAGCUCCUCGCAGAGUGUGAUUGUCUCCAUGGUACACAAGGUGCAGAUGCCAUUCCCAAUCCAUAUUAAUUUAGAAGCAUCCAUAUGAAGCAUUUGCCAAUCCAUCCGCAGCAUUUAUAUCCCAAUCUGAAGCUUUACAAACCCGCUCCCUAUUUAUGUAAAUCACGAACAUCAAGAGGUCAUGCAGUUCUAUAUGUUGCUUUAUGGAAUACCCAUGUAUAUUGAUAACAGUUUAAUUAUUUGAUCUAUUAAACGGGGUAUUGGAUAUGAUGAUAAGUGUUUUGUUCUUAUUUCCCAUCUAAGUCAUGAUAAGUCAAAUAAUGCAAAACACUCAUUUCAUUUAUUUUUAUAAUAAAAGCUAAUUAAAAACGUAAAUACGUAGACAAAACAAUGCAUGGUCAUAGAAACGCACGCAUCAAGUAUCUGGUUCAUUAGUCUCGGUCCUCGAAUACUGUAAUAAGGUCGUCAUAUGGCAACAAUAGACAUGGGAGGGAUUAACAAAAUCAAGAAAGUUUAUUCAGCUCAUGUCAUUAUCCGCUCAUGUAAAAAGGAUAUAAAAACUGCAUUUUGUAUGUUCAUUUGCAUUCAAUAAUUAAGUAAUUUUA